AUGUCCACCUCUCCGCGUGAUGCUCAGGUGGCCGGCGAGGAGGGCCCUGUGGCGAGGUCGAUCAGAACGAAGCUUUCCUCCGCUCUACAGCCCUCGGAGCUGACUAUCACAAACGACUCGUGGCAGCACCGUCAUCAUGCCGCGAUGAGGGCGCAGGGCGGAGGCUCUGGAGAAACCCAUUUCUCCGUCCAAGUCGUUUCAGAGCAGUUUCGGGGCAAGACCACAAUGCAGCGUCACAGGUUGAUCUAUUCUACGCUCUCGGAGGAACUCUCUCAGGGCCUGCAUGCGCUCUCGCUGAAAACAAAGACCCCGGAGGAGGUGCAAUCACAAAGCGCUUCGUAG
Rhodofomes roseus is the source of this 342-nucleotide messenger RNA. RefSeq names its product bola-like protein-domain-containing protein. NCBI's taxonomy places the organism in Eukaryota, Fungi, Basidiomycota, Agaricomycetes, Polyporales, Fomitopsidaceae. Bases 1 to 342 code for a protein of 113 amino acids. The transcript is spliced from 4 exons. The record is from RefSeq and is a predicted model, not a curated record.